Messenger RNA from Exophiala mesophila, 1414 nucleotides. RefSeq lists its product as uncharacterized. The coding region runs from base 154 to 1290 and encodes 378 amino acids. The transcript is spliced from 3 exons. Gene Ontology annotation, molecular function: protein-containing complex binding. The record is from RefSeq and is a predicted model, not a curated record. NCBI's taxonomy places the organism in Eukaryota, Fungi, Ascomycota, Eurotiomycetes, Chaetothyriales, Herpotrichiellaceae. Gene Ontology annotation, cellular component: mitochondrion.
CUCGCAUCCAGAUCAAUAUCUUGCGUGAUCAUUAUGUUGGUUGAUUAAGAUUAUUCUGUGCCAUUCGACGACCCUUCUAUCUAGUAGUUUGACACCCUCUCCAGAAGGCCGCCCUGGUCGCUAGACGCAGAGAUCCUGCAACUGCAGCUCGACAUGCAGUGCUGUCAACCCACCACUCUCGCCCUGCGCACCCUACGAAGCUCCCAGACAUCGUCGAGCCAGCGCCGUUUUCUCCAGGAUGUCGCCAUUACGAGGACAGGCAAGCCCAUCAUCAGAUCGCAAGGUGGAAGAUCAUCAUUAGGAGGUCACACGGCGACCGUGUUUGGUGCCAAUGGUUUCUUGGGCAGAUACAUCGUCAACCGAUUGGCGAAAAGAGGAGUUCAGGUCGUCAUACCAUAUCGAGAUGACAUGGGCAAGCGGCAUCUCAAGGUCUCUGGUGACCUUGGGAGGGUUACUUUCAUCGAAUUCGAUCUUCGAAACACCCAAUCCAUCGAGGAGAGCGUCCGACAUUCUGACAUGGUCUUCAAUUUGAUUGGUCGAGAUUAUCCCACCAAGAACUUCAGCUUGUUUGAUGUCAACGUUGAGAGCGUGGAAAGGAUAGCAGAGGCCGUUGCAAAGUACGACGUGGACCGCUUCAUCCAUCUUUCCUCUUAUAAUGCGGAUCCAAAUUCCCCUUCGGAGUUCUUCCGCACAAAGGCCCAGGGAGAGAGCGUCGCAAGACAACUGUUCCCGGAGACAACUAUCGUCCGCCCAGCUCCCUGUUUUGGCUUCGAGGACAACUUACUCCACCGACUUGCUGGAGUUACCAAUCUUUUCACGGUUAACAAUAUGCAGGAACGAUUUUGGCCUGUCCAUGCCAUCGAUGUCGGUGCUGCACUUGAAAAGAUCGGAUAUGACGAUUCCACAGCUGGUGAAACCUUUGAACUGUACGGUCCCACCAAUUACAGCCUUGCGGAGAUCGCACAAAUCGUCGACAAAGAAAUCCUCAAACACCGUCGACACAUCAACCUACCCAAAGCCCUCCUCAAGCCCGUACUUCACUAUUUGAAUAAGGUGAUUUGGUGGCCAAUAUUGACGGCUGACCAGCUUGAGCGAGAAUCUAUUGAUCAGGUUAUUGAUCGCAAGGCCAAAACGUUCAAAGAUCUCGGUAUCGAACCAGCUGAGUUGAGCGAAUUGACCUACCACUACCUCCAAGAUUAUCGAAGCAGUAGUUACUACGACCUCCCUCCUGCAACGCUGAGAGAAAGAAGAGACGCGAAGAAAUAUUUGCAUGUUAUCGAUGAUCAAUAGACUGGUCGCCGCACUUAUCGAUGUUUGAAUGGGGAGGGGUGCUGGUAAAGGUCUGGGCGCCUUCAACAAUGUACAUACCUCAAAAAAUCAAUGCACUUAAGCAAUCAAUAUUUUUUCGUUAAAA